Eurypyga helias (sunbittern) is the source of this 8031-nucleotide messenger RNA. RefSeq names its product chromodomain helicase DNA binding protein 7 (gene CHD7). The annotation marks the transcript as partial. Gene Ontology annotation, molecular function: ATP binding; protein binding; ATP-dependent chromatin remodeler activity. Lineage: Eukaryota; Metazoa; Chordata; Aves; Eurypygiformes; Eurypygidae. The transcript is spliced from 36 exons. The record is from RefSeq and is a predicted model, not a curated record.
CUUAAACGCCGGCGGCGAGAGCGCCGUAAUACCGCAGCCGCGUUGUCCCGAAGCGACGCGUCACCGUGUCCGGCGACUUCCAACUUCCAGCGCCGGCGGUGGGCCUAUGUCCCGAUCGGAACGAGCUUUAAAGCUGGUUAACAAGAAACAAGAUUCAGAAACUAGUGCUGCGAAGAAAAAGGUUAACAAAGGAAAGGAAGGUUCUGAAAACUCAGAUUUGGAAAAAACUCCGCCACCAUCACCUCAUCCUGAAGAUGAAGAUGACCCAGGGGUUCAGAAGCGACGCUCCAGCAGGCAGGUGAAGAGGAAACGUUAUACAGAAGACCUGGAGUUCAAGAUUUCGGAUGAGGAGGCUGAUGAUGCUGAUGCUGCUGGAAGAGACUCUCCUUCAAAUACUUCUCAGUCAGAGCAACAGGAAUCUGCUGAUGCUGAAGGCCCUGUUGUGGAGAAAAUCAUGAGUAGCCGCUCAGUCAAGAAAAAGAUGGAGAACGGAGAGGAGGUAGAAGUAGAGGAAUUCUAUGUAAAGUACAAAAACUUCUCUUACCUUCAUUGUCAGUGGGCAUCUGUGGAAGAGCUGGACAAAGACAAGAGAAUUCAGCAGAAGAUUAAGCGGUUUAAGGCAAAACAGGGCCAGAACAAAUUCCUUUCAGAAAUUGAUGAUGAGCUUUUUAAUCCAGAUUAUGUGGAAGUUGAUCGAAUCAUGGAUUUUUCACGUAGCACAGAUGAUAAUGGAGAGCCUGUAACACAUUAUCUGGUGAAAUGGUGUUCGCUUCCGUAUGAAGACAGCACUUGGGAGCUCAAGCAAGACAUCGACCAAGCUAAGAUCGAAGAAUUUGAGAAACUGAUGUCUAGGGAGCCAGAAAUGGAGCGUGUGGAGCGACCUCCUGCCGAUGACUGGAAGAAAUCGGAGAGUUCCAGGGAGUAUAAAAACAAUAACAAACUCAGGGAAUACCAGUUGGAGGGAGUAAACUGGCUUCUUUUCAAUUGGUACAACACACGAAACUGCAUUUUAGCAGAUGAAAUGGGGUUGGGAAAGACUAUCCAGUCCAUUACGUUUCUCUAUGAGAUAUAUUUGAAAGGAAUCCAUGGUCCUUUCUUGGUUAUUGCACCGUUGUCCACAAUUCCCAACUGGGAAAGGGAGUUCCGCACCUGGACAGAGUUGAAUGUGGUUGUGUAUCAUGGGAGUCAAGCAAGCCGGCGGACCAUUCAGUUGUAUGAAAUGUAUUUCAAAGAUCCACAGGGUCGUGUGAUAAAGGGGUCCUACAAGUUCCAUGCCAUUAUCACAACAUUUGAAAUGAUCUUGACUGACUGCCCGGAGCUGCGUAACAUUCCAUGGCGUUGCGUGGUCAUUGAUGAGGCCCACAGGCUGAAAAACAGGAACUGUAAGCUUCUGGAGGGACUCAAGAUGAUGGACCUGGAACACAAAGUGCUGCUUACUGGAACCCCUUUGCAGAAUACAGUGGAAGAGCUGUUUAGCUUGCUUCACUUCUUGGAACCAGGUCGCUUCCCAUCAGAAACCACGUUCAUGCAAGAAUUUGGUGAUCUGAAAACUGAAGAACAGGUGCAAAAACUCCAAGCUAUUUUGAAGCCGAUGAUGCUGAGACGUCUCAAGGAGGAUGUAGAAAAGAACCUGGCCCCCAAAGAGGAAACCAUCAUUGAAGUUGAGCUGACAAAUAUACAGAAGAAAUACUAUCGGGCUAUUCUUGAAAAGAAUUUCACAUUUCUUUCCAAGGGUGGAGGUCAGGCAAAUGUACCUAAUCUGUUAAACACUAUGAUGGAACUAAGAAAAUGCUGCAAUCAUCCAUACCUUAUUAAUGGUGCUGAAGAGAAAAUUUUGGAAGAGUUUAAAGAAACACACAAUGCCGACUCUCCAGAUUUUCAGCUCCAGGCAAUGAUCCAGGCUGCUGGCAAGCUAGUACUGAUUGACAAGCUGCUGCCAAAACUGAAGGCUGGUGGCCACAGGGUGCUUAUCUUUUCCCAGAUGGUGCGCUGCUUGGACAUACUGGAAGACUACCUCAUUCAAAGACGGUACCCCUAUGAACGAAUCGAUGGCCGAGUAAGAGGCAACUUGCGUCAGGCAGCUAUUGACAGGUUUUCAAGACCUGAUUCUGAUAGGUUUGUUUUCCUGCUGUGUACAAGGGCAGGAGGUCUGGGCAUUAAUCUUACUGCUGCUGAUACCUGCAUCAUUUUUGAUUCAGACUGGAACCCCCAAAAUGACCUCCAGGCUCAAGCACGAUGUCACAGAAUAGGACAGAGCAAAUCAGUGAAAAUUUACAGGUUGAUAACAAGAAAUUCUUACGAAAGGGAAAUGUUUGACAAAGCUAGCUUGAAGCUUGGCCUUGAUAAGGCUGUGCUACAGUCUAUGAGCGGAAGAGAGAACGCUACAAAUGGGGUGCAACAGCUUUCUAAGAAAGAAAUAGAAGAUCUUCUUCGAAAGGGGGCAUAUGGUGCUCUGAUGGAUGAGGAAGACGAAGGGUCUAAGUUUUGUGAAGAGGAUAUUGACCAGAUUCUCUUAAGGCGGACACACACAAUUACUAUUGAAUCUGAAGGAAAAGGCUCAACAUUUGCAAAGGCUAGUUUUGUUGCAUCUGGGAACAGGACAGACAUUUCCUUGGAUGACCCUAAUUUUUGGCAGAAGUGGGCAAAGAAAGCGGAGCUGGAUAUCGAUGCUUUAAAUGGAAGGAAUAACCUAGUUAUUGAUACACCAAGAGUAAGAAAGCAAACCAGACUCUACAGUGCAGUCAAAGAGGAUGAACUGAUGGAGUUUUCAGACUUGGAAAGUGAUUCUGAAGAAAAGCCUAGCACAAAGCCCCGUAGGCCUCAGGACAAAUCGCAGGGGUAUGCAAGAAGUGAAUGUUUCAGAGUGGAGAAGAACUUGUUGGUUUAUGGCUGGGGUCGGUGGACUGACAUCCUCUCGCAUGGGCGCUAUAAACGUCAGCUCACAGAACAAGAUGUGGAAACCAUCUGCCGGACUAUCCUGGUAUAUUGUCUAAAUCAUUACAAAGGGGAUGAAAAUAUCAAAAGUUUCAUCUGGGAUCUGAUCACUCCAACUGCAGAUGGGCAAACUCGAGCUUUGGUUAAUCAUUCCGGUCUGUCUGCACCGGUGCCUAGAGGGAGGAAAGGCAAGAAGGUAAAAGCCCAGAGUUCACAGCCAGUGCUGCAAGAUGCCGAUUGGCUCACAACCUGUAAUCCAGAUGUAUUAUUUCAAGAAGAUAGCUAUAGGAAGCAUCUCAAACAUCACUGUAAUAAGGUCCUGCUGCGUGUCCGCAUGCUCUACUAUCUACGACAAGAAGUUAUAGGGGACCAAGCAGACAAGAUCUUAGAGGGUGCUGACUCAAGUGAAGUAGAUAUAUGGAUACCUGAGCCAUUCCAUGCCGAAGUUCCUGCAGACUGGUGGGAUAAAGAGGCGGAUAAAUCCCUUUUAAUUGGAGUAUUCAAACAUGGUUAUGAGAAGUACAAUUCUAUGAGAGCUGAUCCAGCACUGUGCUUUCUGGAACGGGUUGGCAUGCCUGAUGCAAAGGCCAUAGCUGCUGAACAGAGAGGGACAGACAUGUUAGCAGAUGGCGGUGAUGGGGGUGAAUUUGAUAGAGAGGAUGAAGAUCCGGAAUACAAGCCAACCAGAACUCCUUUCAAGGAUGAAAUUGAUGAAUUUGCCAACUCGCCUCCAGAAGACAAAGAGGAGUCCAUAGAAAUACACCCAAACAAGCACAGUGAAAGCAACGCUGAGUUAGGCCAACUCUACUGGCCCAACACUUCAACCCUGACUACCCGUCUGCGUCGCCUCAUUACUGCCUAUCAGCGCAGCUAUAAAAGGCAACAAAUGAGGCAAGAGGCACUAAUGAAGACUGACCGCAGGAGACGACGGCCUCGGGAAGAAGUGAGGGCACUGGAAGCAGAAAGGGAAGCUAUAAUAACUGAAAAACGACAAAAGUGGACAAGAAGAGAAGAAGCUGAUUUUUAUCGUGUGGUGUCUACUUUUGGAAUCAUUUUCGAUCCUGUAAAACAUCAGUUUGACUGGAAUCAAUUCAGAGCAUUUGCCAGGCUUGAUAAAAAGUCCGAUGAAAGUUUGGAGAAGUAUUUUAACGGCUUUGUGAAUAUGUGUAGACGAGUGUGCCGGAUGCCCGUCAAACCAGAUGAUGAACCGCCUGAUCUUUCCACUCUGAUUGAGCCGAUCACAGAAGAGCGUGCUUCUAGAACUUUAUAUCGCAUAGAGCUGUUGCGGAAAAUCCGUGAACAGGUUCUUCAUCACCCGCAGCUGGGGGAGAGGCUAAAGCUCUGCCAACCGAGCUUGGACCUGCCAGAGUGGUGGGAGUGUGGUAAACAUGACAAAGACUUAUUGAUUGGUGCUGCUAAACAUGGAGUCAGUAGGACAGAUUAUCACAUUCUGAAUGAUCCUGAACUCUCUUUUCUUGAGGCUCACAAAAACUUUGCUCAAAACAGAGGGACAGGUAAUGCAAACGCUGUCUCUUCUGUACACCCUAUGGGUGCUGGCUGCAGUCAAACACCGCCUAUUGUCCCUUCCACACCAGUACAAGAAGAAAAGACAACAGAACAAACGGAGUCUAAAGCCGAAGGGUCUGAAAAUCCAGCGGCCAAAGAAAAGUCUGAUGUCAAAGAGGAGACGGAUAAUGCAGAUAAGGACACUAAACCAGACUGUGAUGCUGAGGCUGAGCCUGGCUCUGUUAAAUGUGAAUUGAAAGAUAUAGAAAUGAGUACAGACGUAGACCCAAAAUCUAUUUCUGAGAAAGGUUCAGAAGAAGAUGAAGAGGAGAAGCUGGAUGAUGAUGAUAAAUCGGAGGAAUCCUCCCAGCCUGAAGUUAAUGCCUGUGCAGUUUCUCAGGGUAAGAAUUUUGAUGAAGAAAGCAAUGCCUCCAUGAGUACCGCAAGGGAUGAAACACGUGAUGGAUUCUACAUGGAAGAUGGGGAUCCCUCUGUGGUUCAGCUGCUUCACGAGAGAACGUUUGCCUUCUCUUUCUGGCCUAAGGACCGAGUAAUGAUCAACCGAUUAGACAACAUCUGUGAAGCAGUGCUGAAAGGGAAGUGGCCAGUAAAUAGGCGCCAGAUGUUUGAUUUCCAGGGGCUCAUACCUGGGUAUACUCCGACAGCUGUGGACAGCCCACUGCAAAAAAGGAGCUUUGCAGAGCUCUCCAUGGUUGGUCAAGCCAGCGUCAGCGGCAGUGAAGAUAUCACUGCUUCUCCUCAGUUAUCAAAGGAAGAUGCACUCAAUUUAUCGGUUCCACGUCAGAGAAGGAGGAGACGAAGAAAGAUUGAAAUUGAGGCUGAGAGAGCUGCCAAGAGAAGAAAUCUUAUGGAAAUGGUUGCCCAGUUACGUGAGUCUCAGGUGGUCUCAGAAAAUGGACAAGAAAAGGUUGUAGAUUUAUCAAAGGCCUCACGAGAGGCGACAAGUUCUACCUCAAAUUUUUCAUCUGUUACUUCAAAAUUUAUCUUGCCUAAUGUCUCCACACCUGUGUCUGAUGCCUUUAAAACUCAAAUGGAGCUGCUGCAAGCAGGUCUUUCACGCACACCCACAAGGCAUCUACUAAAUGGCUCUUUAAUAGAUGGAGAACCGCCCAUGAAGAGGAGGAGAGGAAGAAGGAAAAAUGUAGAAGGGCUUGAUCUGUUGUUUAUGAGCAACAAGCGGACAUCAUUGACCGUAGAGGAUGCAGAAGUGACCAAAGCUUUUGAGGAAGAUAUGGAAGCCUUACCAGCAAGGAACAUUCCAUCUCCUGGUCAACUGGACCCAGACACUCGCAUCCCUGUAAUCAAUCUAGAGGAUGGGACCAGGCUGGUGGGGGAGGAUGCUCCUAAAAACAAGGAUUUAGUUGAAUGGCUUAAAUUGCAUCCCACUUACACUGUAGAUAUGCCAAGUUAUGUACCAAAGAGUGCAGAUGUGCUGUUUUCCCCAUUUCAGAAGCCGAAACAAAAACGACACAGAUGUCGAAACCCUAAUAAACUGGAUAUAAACACCUUGACAGGAGAAGAAAGGGUACCUGUUGUAAAUAAACGAAAUGGAAAGAAGAUGGGUGGAGCUAUGGCCCCUCCAAUGAAGGACUUGCCGAGAUGGUUGGAAGAAAAUCCUGAAUUUGCUGUUGCUCCAGAUUGGACUGACAUUGUUAAACAGUCUGGUUUUGUUCCGGAGUCCAUGUUUGACCGUCUUCUCACUGGACCUGUUGUGAGGGAGGAAGGAGCAAGCAGAAGAGGAAGAAGGCCAAAAAGUGAAAUUGCCAAAGCAGCUGCAGCAGCUGCUGCUGUAGCAUCAACUUCGGGAAUCAACCCACUACUAAUGAACAGUCUGUUUGCUGGAAUGGACCUCACAAGCCUCCAGAACCUGCAGAACCUGCAGUCUCUCCAGCUCGCAGGCCUCAUGGGCUUCCCGUCAGGGCUAGCAACAGCUGCUGCUGCUGGGGGGGAUGCUAAAAAUCCGGCUGCCAUGUUGCCUCUGAUGUUGCCAGGGAUGGCAGGAUUGCCCAAUAUGUUUGGACUAAGCGGAUUGUUGAAUAACCCGAUAACGGCUACUACUGGAAAUGCCACUACUGCUUCCGGCCAAGGAGAGACUGAGGAUGGCGCUUCAAAAGCUGAAGAGAAGAAAAAUGAGAAUGAAGAGGAGAACAAAGACUCCGAGAAAAGCACAGACACUGUUUCUGCUACUGACUCUGCGAAUGGAUCUGUCAGUGCUGCUACUGCGGCGACUACCGCCACCACUACUACCACCACCAACACUGGAUUGCCCACAAACCCUCUGGCCUUCAAUCCUUUCCUGCUGUCUACCAUGGCUCCUGGCCUCUUCUAUCCAUCUAUGUUUCUACCUCCAGGACUGGGAGGAUUGACUCUACCCGGUUUCCCAGCACUAGCAGGACUUCAGAACGCAGUGGGCUCCAACGAAGAGAAGGCUACUGACAAAACUGAAGGAACUGCCUUUAAGGAUGAAGAAAACCUCGAAGGCAGUGAUGCAGAGGAGAGCCUUGAUAAAACUGCAGAUUCCUCCGUUUUAGAAGAUGAAAUAGCACAGGGUGAAGAAUUAGACUCACUUGAUGGGGGGGAAGAAAUAGAAAACAAUGAAAAUGAUGAAUAACCAGUACCAGUUACAGUUAAAGUGUUUUAAACUUUUGACAAGUGGUAGUCCUACUGUUUACACUCACAGUUAUUGUCCAUACUUAGUUUUUAUAAGCUGUUCUGUAACAUAGUGUAGCAAAAAAGAAAAAAAAAAGUUCAAGUCAUGUUAUACAGAUGUGUCAAAAGGUAUCUUGGUCAUUAAGUAUUGUGCAGUGCAUUAUUUAUUAUCCCUAGGAGAGAUGAAAUUUGAGAGGUGAUCAUGUCUUUUUAAGGAAAUUGACAUAAUGCUCUGCUUUUUUUUUUUUUUCUUUUGGUACCAUUGGUAUUAUGAAUUAAGCAGCAAUUUGUUACCAAGUGGCACUAAUAGAAGGAAGUGCUGCUUAAAGGAAGGAUGAAGUUAUUUAAUUUUUUAAUUUUUAUUUCUUUUCUUGCUGUGAAGGUCAAGAUGAAAUUUACCAUACAUAUCGUACUCGCGCUUCAUUUUGACUGUAUGGGAGCUCACCCGCUCGCACGCGUGCACACACCCCCACACCCACACACACACACUCUCUCUCUGACAAUCUUCAUGAUAGUGUGAAUGUCUCUGUCUUGAGACGCAGCAAUAAUAAGGCAGCUGUUGAAUGUGAAGAGUACCUUUUGGAAAUUAACCCGCGGAGAAGGUUCUUACAGGAUAAAGCUACAGUUUAAUCGUCUCGUGAUCUUGUAAUGCACUGGUAUAAACAAAAAGAAAAAAAAAUCAGGUACCUUUUUUAAAUUAAAGGACUUUGUUACUUUAGCCACAAAGCUAAACAGCAUUACCUCAACUCUAAACUAGCCUUGAAGUUUACAGACAUGACUUUGUAAAUGUAUUGUUUUUCUUUGUUGUGAUGUCUUUUUAUUUUUUUUUUCCUUUGGAAACUGCUAUCAUGUAAGAUAAGAUGUAAAUUGCUGCCAACUGUAGUAAUGAUGCUUUUAAUAAAAGUGACCCAUGAUAUGCAG